Molecule: messenger RNA, 4953 nt
Organism: Cyprinodon tularosa
Lineage: Eukaryota; Metazoa; Chordata; Actinopteri; Cyprinodontiformes; Cyprinodontidae
Gene: rapgef1b
Product: Rap guanine nucleotide exchange factor (GEF) 1b
Exons: 27
Coding region: 300-3899 (1199 amino acids)
Biological process (GO): Ras protein signal transduction; positive regulation of GTPase activity
Cellular component (GO): plasma membrane
Molecular function (GO): guanyl-nucleotide exchange factor activity
Source: RefSeq, a predicted model, not a curated record
CUUAUUCCAGAGUCUGGGAUCAGGGGAUUAACGUGUGCCGUCCGCGCGGGUGCGUGUGUGUGUAUAUACCCAGUGAGUGAAAAUCACCCGAAGACCGACAGAGACCGUUUUUAACCGUACAAAUGUCUCUGUCCUGUAAAUACAACGCCUCAAACCCAACGGAAUCAUCUCAUGGACGAGGCGGGACAUCGAAAAUGAGGGAAUAAUCGGAGGAGUCGCGCGGCGAGGCUCGUCUGCAGCUACCGUUUUUGUUGAACUGAGAGCGGGGAUCACAGCUGCCGCUGCUGCUGGCGACGAAAAUGUCGAGAAAAAUAGAGAGCAAGCAAGAUUCUCAACGGUCCCAUCUGUCCACUUUCACCAUGAUACUAAAGGACAAAUUCCACUCCCCCAAGAUCAAGAGGACUCCAUCCAAGAAGGCAAAGCAGCUACAGCCAGAGCCAGCAGCCAAGAGUACAGAGAAACCUGCCAAUAAGAAGGUCAGCAGGCUUGAGGAGCAAGAGAAGGAGGUGGUCAGCGCUCUGAGAUACUUUAAGACCAUUGUGGAUAAAAUGGUGGUGGAGAAGAAAGUGCUGGAAAUGCUGCCAGGCUCAGCCAGCAAGGUCCUAGAAGCAAUCUUGCCUCUGGUCCAGGUAGAGGCCCGGAUACAGCAUAGCUCGGCCCUGUCUUCGUGCCACAGCCGCGUCUAUCAGAGUCUGGCCAAUCUCAUCCGUUGGGCAGACCAGGUCAUGCUGGACGGCAUCGACCUGGACGACAAAGAAAGUGUGAUCGCAGUCACCAGCGUUAUUAAGGCAGUGCUGGAUGGAGUGAAGGAACUGGUGAAACUGACCAUUGAGAAACAGGAGCAGCCAUCACCCACCACCCCCAAUAAACCGGCACCACCUGUUACAGCAGCUGAGAGCAACGUUUCCGUGGAGGUGCCCUUGGUGGAUACUGAGCAGGAUGUCUCGAAUCGGACAGCUCCAGCAUCCUCUCCUGCUAAAGCUGCCCCUGAACUACAAGAGGAGGAUGUUGCUCCACCCAAACCUCCUCUUCCUGAGGCCAAAGUGGCAGAACUCAGAGCACAGUUGAGUGCUGACGCUGGCCAGAGGAGACCCUCUCAGAAGGAGAAUCCACCACCAGCACUUCCACCUAAGAAACGCCAGUCAGCCCCUUCACCAACACCAGUAGCAGUUGUUGCUCCGAUGAGCCGUGGCUCCAGUUUACCAUGCAGCGACCACAGACAGGAAUACGAGCAUGAAUUUUUUCAGAGGCGUUUCUCUGGGGGGAGCCAUUCCUACGGCGGAGACUCCCCUCGUCUCUCUCCCUGCAGCAGCAUGGGGAAACUCAGCAAGUCUGACGAGCAGCUCUCUUCCAUGGAUCAGGACAGCGGUCAGUGUUCUCGUAACACCAGCUGUGAGACGCUGGACAACACGGAGAGUUAUGACCCGGAUUACGACUUCCUCCAUCAGGACCUGUCUGCCGGCGAUAACCUUCCCACAGCCCAGGUGGGAGGCUGUCUGAGCCCCCUGCCCGAGUCUCUCAGCGAGUCCUCGUCCCCUGUUCCCGGUCAACAUCUCACACCCCCCCCUCUGAGCGCCCCUCCAUCCCAGCAGCCAGAGUACUGGAGUCCCCAGCCCAAUCAGACUAAUCCACUCCUGUCAUGCCGCACCAGCGCUCCCCCCGCCCUGCCUCUGAAAAAACGCCGUAGCACCCAGACGUCGCCCUUCCCUGACGUAGGCUCCAGGGUGCUGUAUGAGCGCUACCCCUCCCAGUAUGACAACCUGUCAGAAGAGGAGCUACACCCAACACCGCCAUUCCCCCUGUUCACACCCAUCUCCCCCAUGCCCCAGACGAAUGGAGGAGUUUUUGUCUCCCAGUUCAUAGCCAGUGAGAAUGCGGAUGUCCCGGCCAGCCCUCCACCGCUUCCUGAAAAGAAAAACAGACACAUUCUUCAAUAUAUGCAGUUUAUGGAGGACUACUCGGAGCCACAGCCCUCCGUUUUUUACCAGAUGCCACAGAGUGAGAGGAUCUACGAGCAGCAUAACAAGCUUUUCCAGGAGGUGUACGGCUUCAACGACUCCUUCAGCAGCACAGACUCUGUUCACGAGCCGCUGCAGCCGCCUGCAUUGCCUCCAAAACAAAGACAGCUGGCCUCCCACUCCUCUUCCCCUUCUUCCUCCUCCUCCUCUCUCUCCUGCCACCUCCAGCCGUCUGUAGCGGCUAUGGAGGAGGCGGGCUCUGGGCUGGGCCUCAGCAUGUCCGUCUCUAACUCCUACCUGAUCGGCCAGGCGUCUUUAACCACACCCACGAGCUUGGACCAGGUUGCUUUGACCAAUGCCACCACUCUGGAUGGCAGCGGGGGCGGUCCAAACGGUUCCUUGGACGGCUCACUGGGUUCUGUGGCUGUCUGUCUUCCCUCUGAGUCUUCUCUCACUGACUCUCUCCACACCUCUGCGAGCGAAAGCGUGAAUGACGAGGGCGGGGAGGGGGAGUAUGUCAACCUAUACUCAUCCAGCCAGGCCAAUGGGGAGCUGCCUCUCUCCCUCCGAGAAACCAUUGCAGCUGAUGACGUACUUCAAGACCCUGUUCCUCAGAUGCCAUCCAGCAAUAGUAAAGAGGCUUUAGACAAAGAAAGGAGGCAGAAAAUGACAGAAACAGCCGGGAGCGUUGAGGAGGACGUAGACGAGCUCUCCCUAGUAGACCACAAGGAGAUCAUGAGCAGGAUAACACUAAAGCAAGAAAAUGACGACGGUCCUGACGUCCGUGCUGGGUCAGGAGACAUCCUAUUAGUCCACGCUACAGAAACAGACCGCAAAGAUCUUGUUUUGUACUGUGAAGCCUUCCUGACUACAUAUAGGACUUUUAUAACCCCAGAGGACCUCAUUAAGAAGCUACACUACAGAUAUACCACCUUCUGCCAUAGUCCAGACACCUUCAAGAAGCGAGUCAGCAAGAACACGUUCUUUGUUCUGGUCCGUGUUGUUGAUGAGUUGUGCUUAGUGGAGCUGACUGAGGACAUCUUGAAACAGCUCAUGGACCUGGUGUUUACGCUGGUGUGUAAUGGUGAGCUCAGUCUCGCCCGUGUGCUUCGUAAAAAUAUCCUGGACAAGGUGGAGCAAAAGAAGCUGCUGCGAUACACAAACUCCCUCAAGCCCCUCGCUGCUCGAGGGGUCUCUGCAAGGCCUGGGACUCUUCACGACUUCCGCAGUCAUGAGAUUGCUGAUCAGCUCACACUACUUGAUGCUGAACUUUUUUACAAAAUUGAGAUUCCAGAGGUUCUGCUUUGGGCAAAGGAGCAGAAUGAGGAGAAGAGUCCCAACCUAACUCAGUUUACAGAGCACUUUAACAACAUGAGCUAUUGGGUGCGCUCUUUGAUAAUUCAGCAGGAGAAAGCUCAGGACAGAGAGAAGCUGCUUCUCAAGUUCAUUAAGAUAAUGAAGCACUUAAGAAAGUUAAAUAAUUUCAACUCCUACUUGGCAAUACUGUCUGCUCUGGACUCUGCCCCCAUCAGGAGGUUAGAGUGGCAGAAACAGACUUCUGAGGGUUUGGAGGAGUAUUGCACUCUGAUCGACAGCUCCUCGUCCUUCAGAGCCUACAGAGCUGCUCUGGCUGAGGUGGAGCCCCCCUGCAUCCCGUACCUAGGCCUCAUCCUCCAGGACCUGACCUUCGUGCAUUUGGGGAACCCCGACCUCAUAGACGGGAAGGUCAAUUUCUCCAAACGCUGGCAGCAGUUCAAUAUCCUGGACAGCAUGCGGCGCUUCCAACAAGUGCAUUACGACCUGAAGCGCAACGAGGAAAUCAUCUCCUUCUUCAACGACUUCAGUGACCACCUCGCUGAGGAGGCCCUGUGGGAGCUGUCCCUGAAGAUCAAACCCAGAAACAUUGUCCGCCGCAAGACUGACCGCGAGGAGAAGACCUAGGGUCCUGCAGGCCUUCUAACCCUGACCUUCAACUGUGCUUCAUGACACUAACUCCACUUUAUUACAUACUAAGAGAAAGACGCAUGGAAGCUAUCCACUAAAGCUAAUGGGUGACUUGUUUCCAAGGAAUCCAGAACAAACUACAACUAAAACGUCACCGAGGUUUACAAAGAGCUCUGCCGCUCUGGGAGAUUAUAAAUCGGGAUUACUGUUGCUCUGAUUUAACAGCUGAGGCUGUGGUCGAGCCAAAGGAAAGCUGGAGGAGUCAGAGCUCAUGGGGAGACACUACGGAUAUUACCAAAGUCUGCUCCCUGGACUAUUUUAGAGUGGAGCUGUUGCGUAUGAGAGAAGAACUUGAAUGGUCCAUACCCCCCCACACAUCUCUCUAAUACCUCUUCCUGUAUGUAUGUGUCAUUUAUCGGUCGUCCUCUGCAACACUAACCCCGGACGUACAAGUUCUCCUUAAACAGCAGAAGCUCAGGUGCAAACCUGCCCCGAACUGAAAGGCUGCAGCCUGAGAAUCUGCUGUGACUGAACUUAAGAGGAUAGCUCCUAUAGACUGGAAAUCUGAGUUUGUUUUUAAACUUUUUUUUUUUUUUUUUGUAAGAAUCGUGUAUGGUUAUGACAUGUAUUAUAUACAGUGCUCCUUUUGUUCUUAAAAAGGACGUUUAUGCUUAUGAGAAGAGCUUAGCUUCUCCUAAGUGCCGUAUGUAUGUGCACUAAAAAAGAAAAAAAAGGCAAGGCAAAAACAUGAAAAAGAAAAUUACUAAAGAUGCUGUGAUCUAUGUAUGUCAUACUGAAUCAUGGAGUGCCGUGUUAAACUGUAGAGAACCACAAAGCAAACACAAUCAUGUCCCGGUCCCGUCUGCAUGAGAGAGAGAGAAGUCUUCUGAGGCUUGUGAGUCUGUCAUUCCAACGUGUGCUGUAGGAAAUCAUUGGAAUCCUAUUUUUUGUUUUCUUUUUUUAGGAUAAUGGUCACAAACCCCCUCCCCACCCAACACAUCACACUGUGCUCUCAAACUCCAAUAAAACAAAAGGCUCUGUUUCUAUAAAA